AAGGGCAGUGGUCGGGCUGUAGUGGCGCUGCGGCUGGUGUGGUAACUGCGGCUGAGCGUCGGGCUGAGUGCGGUGAGCAGUUAACACUGGAUGGCGGAAGCUGUGCAGACUCAAGAUCAACCAAUGGAGGAGGAGGUGGAGACCUUUGCCUUCCAGGCAGAGAUUGCUCAGUUGAUGUCUCUGAUGAUCAACACUUUCUAUUCCAAUAAGCAAAUCUUUCUGAGGGAGCUGAUUUCCACCUUAUCAGAUGCUCUGGACAAGAUAAGGUACGAGAGCUUGACAGACCCAAGCAAGCCGGAUUCUGGAAAAGACCUGAAAAUUGACUUGGUUCCAAACAAGCACGAUCGCACUCUGCCCACUGUGGAUACAGGCAUAGGGAUGACCAAAGCUGACCUGGUCAACAACCUUGGUACUAUUGCCAAAUGUGGUACUAAGGCUUUCAUGGAAGCGCUGCAGGCAGGAGCUGAUAUGUCCAUGAUCGGGCGGUUUGGUGUUGCUUUCUACUCGGCCUACUUGGUUGCAGAAAAAGUGCCAGUGAUCAGCAAGCACAAUGAUGAUGAGCAGGACGCUUGGGAGUGGUCAGCUGGAGGAUCUUUCACUGUCAGACUUGCUAAUGGUGAACCUUUGGGCCCUGGAACAAAAGUCAUCCUGCAUCUGAAGGAAGAUCAGACUGAAUACCUGGAAGAGCGGCGAAUCAAGGAGAUUGUGAAGAAGCACUCUCAGUUCAUUGGCUACCCCAUCACACUCUUUAUGGCGGAAGCUGUGCAGACUCAAGAUCAACCAGUGGAGGAGGAGGUGGAGACCUUUGCCUUCCAGGCAGAGAUUGCUCAGUUGAUGUCUCUGAUGAUCAACACUUUCUAUUCCAAUAAGGAAAUCUUUCUGAGGGAGCUGAUUUCCAACUCAUCAGAUGCUCUGGACAAGAUAAGGUACGAGAGCUUGACAGACCCAAGCAAGCCGGAUUCUGGAAAAGACCUGAAAAUUGACUUGGUUCCAAACAAGCGCGAUCGCACUCUGCCCACUGUGGAUACAGGCAUAGGGAUGACCAAAGCUGACCUGGUCAACAACCUUGGUACUAUUGCCAAAUGUGGUACUAAGGCUUUCAUGGAAGCGCUGCAGGCAGGAGCUGAUAUGUCCAUGAUCGGGCGGUUUGGUGUUGCUUUCUACUCGGCCUACUUGGUUGCAGAAAAAGUGCCAGUGAUCAGCAAGCACAAUGAUGAUGAGCAGGACGCUUGGGAGUGGUCAGCUGGAGGAUCUUUCACUGUCAGACUUGCUAAUGGUGAACCUUUGGGCCCUGGAACAAAAGUCAUCCUGCAUCUGAAGGAAGAUCAGACUGAAUACCUGGAAGAGCGGCGAAUCAAGGAGAUUGUGAAGAAGCACUCUCAGUUCAUUGGCUACCCCAUCACACUCUUUUCUUCUCUUUUCUAGACUAAACAGCCCCAGUUCGCGCAGCCUUUCCUGGUAUGAGAGAUGCUCCAGUCCCCUGAUCUUCUUGGUGGCCCUGCGCGGGACUGUCUCCAGAAGUUCUCUGUCCCUCUAGACCUGAGGAGCCCAGAGCUGGACACAGGAUGUCAUUGCUGUGACUACACAGUACCUGGGAGAAGUUUGAGUGACUCUUAUGUC
Messenger RNA from Colius striatus (speckled mousebird), 1620 nucleotides. RefSeq names its product heat shock protein HSP 90-alpha A2-like. Gene Ontology annotation, biological process: protein stabilization; protein folding; cellular response to heat. Gene Ontology annotation, cellular component: myelin sheath; protein-containing complex; nucleus. The coding region runs from base 91 to 1425 and encodes 444 amino acids. Gene Ontology annotation, molecular function: ATP-dependent protein folding chaperone; disordered domain specific binding; ATP binding. The record is from RefSeq and is a predicted model, not a curated record. The transcript has 9 exons. NCBI's taxonomy places the organism in Eukaryota, Metazoa, Chordata, Aves, Coliiformes, Coliidae.